ACUCAAAGCCCUCUGGAUUUCUUCCAAACUUUUCCUUCUUUGAAUUUCCACGCUCCGAAUCCGAUUCCGAUUCCAAUGUCGACACCGGAAUCUCAACCCCCCGCCGGCUCCGAGCCAUCCAACGAAGACUCUGCCUCCGUCAGCAAAAAAGCCGCUAAAAAAGAAGCCGCCAAGCAAGAGAAGUUGCGCCGCCGCCAGGAGCAGGAAGCCCUAGCGGCCGCGGCUCGUUCCCUCUCCGUCGACGAGCAGGACCCUCUCGCUGCGAACUACGGCGACGUCCCCCUGAUCGAGCUCCAAUCGAAGACGGCUGAGGACGUCAGUCACUGGACCGAGGUCGGAAGCCUAACCAAUGCGUUGGAUAACCGGUCCGUGCUGAUACGUGGCCGGGCGCAGACGAUUCGUGCCGUCGGGAAGAAUAUGGCGUUUGUUGUCGUCAGAGAAAGGGGGUUUACGGUGCAGUGCGUGGCGACGGUGCAGCCUGACACCGUGAGCCGCCAGAUGGUGAAGUACAUCGCUGGGUUGAGCAGAGAGUCGAUUAUCGAUAUUGAAGGCAUCGUGUCUGUUCCUAGUGUCGAGAUUAAAGGCACCACGCAGCAGGUGGAGGUUCAAGUGAGGAAGUUGUAUUGUGUGAGUAAGGCUGCUGUUUUACCUAUUAACAUUGAGGAUGCUGCUCGGAGUGAUGCCGAAAUCGAAAAGGCUUUGCAGGCCGGAGAAACACUCGUUCGAGUUAAUCAGGAUACCCGCUUGAAUAACCGAGUUCUUGAUUUGCGAACACCUGCGAAUCAGGGGAUAUUCCGCAUUCAGAGUCAAGUUGGCAAUAUCUUUAGGCAGUUCUUGAUAUCCGAAGGCUUUUUUGAAAUCCACUCGCCAAAGCUGAUUGCUGGUUCAAGUGAAGGUGGAGCUGCUGUUUUUAGACUCAACUACAAGGGUCAAGAUGCCUGCCUUGCCCAGUCACCUCAGCUUCACAAGCAGAUGGCUAUAUGUGGUGACUUCGGCCGUAUUUUUGAGAUUGGUCCUGUUUUUAGAGCUGAGGACUCCUUUACCCAUAGGCAUUUGUGUGAGUUCACUGGCCUUGAUGUUGAGAUGGAGAUCAAGAGGCACUACUUUGAGGUCAUGGAUGUUGUUGGUCGCUUGUUUGUUGCAAUGUUCGACUCCUUGAACAAGAACUGUGCGAAAGAGCUUGAAGCUGUAGCGAGGCAGUAUCCAUUCCAACCGCUAAAGUAUUUGCCAGAGACUCUAUGUUUAACAUUUGAAGAAGGUGUUCAAAUGCUUAAGGAAUCUGGGGUUGAAGUGGAUCCUUAUGGGGACUUAAACACCGAGAAUGAGAGAAAAUUGGGCCUACUAGUUCUGGAGAAGUAUGGCACCGAGUUCUACAUACUGCACCGCUAUCCUUUGGCUGUUAGGCCAUUCUACACAAUGCCUUGCCACGACAAUCCUGCUUACAGUAAUUCGUUUGACGUUUUUAUUCGAGGCGAGGAGAUAAUUUCUGGAGCACAGCGUGUCCAUGUUCCUGAUUUUUUGACUGAGCGUGCACAGGCGUGUGGAAUUGAUGUAAAGACAAUACAAACAUAUAUUGACGCUUUCAGAUACGGUGCACCUCCCCACGGUGGAUUUGGAGUAGGGCUGGAGCGUGUCGUCAUGCUUUUUUGUGGUUUGAACAACAUCCGCAAAACUUCUCUGUUUCCUCGUGAUCCACUUAGGCUCGCCCCUUAGAGGCGCAACUCUUUACUAAUAUUUCCGUAGAAUAUGUCGUUGAUCAGUUUUACAGAAUCAUCUAUUCUUACAACUGAUGGCAUAUGCAUGCAUGCCAUAUAGACCAACUGUAUUUUUGUUAUUCGCGCGAGUCGUUUUUCUUUGGCGUUCGUAUGAUUCAGAGUUGAAUGAAUGGAUUAUGUUUUACA
Molecule: messenger RNA, 1901 nt
Organism: Pyrus x bretschneideri (Chinese white pear)
Lineage: Eukaryota; Viridiplantae; Streptophyta; Magnoliopsida; Rosales; Rosaceae
Product: aspartate--tRNA ligase 2, cytoplasmic-like
Exons: 10
Coding region: 76-1713 (545 amino acids)
Biological process (GO): aspartyl-tRNA aminoacylation
Cellular component (GO): cytosol; aminoacyl-tRNA synthetase multienzyme complex; cytoplasm
Molecular function (GO): ATP binding; RNA binding; aspartate-tRNA ligase activity
Source: RefSeq, a predicted model, not a curated record